GGUCCCUUUUCAGAGGGCAGCGCUGGGGGCGGGGCUGUCCCGCCGGUGGGCGGAACUUCGGCGGGGGGCGGAGCUGCGGCUGCUGGGGGCGGAGUUGGAGCGGACCAAUCAGCGGCUGGGGGUGUGGCCAGCGGCCCUGCACCCCCCCAAAGGGGCCAGCGCUGGGCGGGGCCAAGGGGGCGGAGCCAGAAGUGCUGGUGAGUGACAGGGGGUGGAGACUGCGCGGGGCCACGGGGGGGGUGGAAGUGGGCGGGGCCUGACUGACCUCCACCCCCCAGGAGGGCGGUUCGGGCCGUGUGCAAAAUCCGGGCAGAGGCGCUGGGGGCGGGGCUGGAGACAGAGCAGCCAAUCAGGACACAGGAGCUGAUGGAGGCGGCCAAUCAGCGCUGGAGGCGGGAGGCGGAGGCCGUGCUGAGCCGCUACCCCCCCCCCGCCUUGGUGCUUUGGGCUCUGCAGCGAUUGGCUGAGGAGAGUUCCCGCCUUUGGGAGGCGGAGCCUGAGCCCGACCUUGAACUUGACCCUGAACUUGACCCCCGAGGCUCCACCCACUGUCAGGAGCCUCAUCCAGGAUCUCUGGGGCGCCGUGGGGUGUCUGUGGGGCCGGCUGCCCCCCCUGGCCGCUCGGCUGCGCCCCCUGGAGCGACGGCUGAACCACCUGACACUGAAACUGGGGGGGGACCCCAAAACCCUGCAGGCUGCCAGGCUGGCCGUGGGGGUGGCGGGGCUGUCCGGGACCCGCCGGGGGUCCUGGGGGAUAUUGGGGUAUCCUGGGGGGUUAUUGGGGUGUUCUGGGGGGUUAUUGGGGUUCAGGGGGGGUCCUGGGGGAUAUUGGGGUGUCCUGGGGAUAUUGGGGGUCAUUGUGCCCCAUUUUGGGGGGUUAUUGGGGUUCAGGGGGGUCCUGGGGGGUCCUGGUGGGUAUAUGGGGUGUCCUGGGGAUGUUGGGGGGCCGUUGCCCCAUUUUGGGGUCCCCGUCCAGGCGCGGCGGGGCCGGCGGCUGCAGUUGCUGGUUGGCGCCACCAGGGGGCUCCGGACGCGGCUGCGCCCCCUGCAGGAGCAGGUGAGGGGGGAGGGGCGGCUGGGGACCCCCCCCCGCUCUGGUGGGGGAGGGGCAGCGGCUGCAGCGGUUACUGGGAGAACUGGGAACACUGGGAGAGCCCCCCCCGAGCCCCGCCCCGGACCCUCUGCUGCCCGUUUUCCGCGCUCUGGAGCUCCCGCCAUAUAAGGCCCCACAGGCGGCGCUGCGCAGGGCGGCCCGGCUCAAACAGGAAACGCGGUCACCGGGGGGCGGGGCCUGAGGAGGGGGCGUGGCCAGCGCUGCCCCGCCCUGUGGGGCAAAUUGUGGGCGGGGCCGACCCGGAGCUCCUCUCCCGGCUGCGAUUGGUCGCCACCCAGACCCAGCGGCGAAUGGAGAAUUGGCCCCGCCUCCUGGAGCUCGUCAGCCAAUGGUGGGCUCAACCCGCCCAGUGGACCUUGGCCACGCCCCCUGGCUCCCUCCCUUUCUCCCAUUGGCUGCAGCGCUGGACUCGCGCCGCCCAGGCUCUGCCCUGGCCCCGCCCCCUCCCUUUGGCCCCGCCCACCGAGGGGCAGGACGAGGAGCAGCCGCAGCUCUGAUUGGCUGAGACCUUUGAGGCCAUAAAAGGAAUUGGGGGUGUGGCCGGGAGCAGAGGCGGCCUGGAGGGGGGUGUGGUCUGGAGGGGGCGUGGCCUGGGCGGGAAGCUCUUAAAGGGCCAUUGACAUAAAUAAGGAGUUAAAGGGUUUUUUGGGGUGAAACUAAAGGAUUUUGGGGUGAAAUUAAAGGUUUUUGGCAUUCUA
Messenger RNA from Columba livia (rock pigeon), 1812 nucleotides. RefSeq names its product collagen alpha-1(II) chain-like. The record is from RefSeq and is a predicted model, not a curated record. Bases 367 to 1611 code for a protein of 414 amino acids. The transcript is spliced from 12 exons. Lineage: Eukaryota; Metazoa; Chordata; Aves; Columbiformes; Columbidae.